AUAAAUCUCCAAGGAAAAACCGGUUUCAAGAGGUAAUCUGGCAACGAUCUCCGCACAAAAAGCGGAUUUGUUAUAGAACGAGCCAAAAAUGCAGGUCAAACUCCACCCGAAGAACACUUUUACAAUAAUUAUGGUCGUAGGAUUUCUCUACUUGGCUUAUUUAAUAUUUUUCGAGAGUGGAGAUGGAAUGCCAGAAAUCGAUGUAGAUUUAAAGGAUGUGAUCAGCUACGCCGUACUUGCAAUUGAGAUGGGCGGUCACGCAGUAAUGAAGGUUAACGAGGAGAAAAACCUAAACGCCGCUGCAAAGGGUCUAACGGACGAAGGAAAAGAGGAGCUUCUAACAAGAGCAGAUUUAAUCUCAAAUCAUCUAAUUCUGGAUAUUUUACAACGAUUUCCGCAGUUACAGAUAGUUUCUGAGGAAAAAAAGUCGGAAUUCUCCGAAAGAGAGAUCGAACCCUAUCGAUUGGAUAAUUACGCGGUUUGGCAAUCGGUGAAGGAGAUUCUCGACAAAAUUCCCAGUAGGAGACUUCAACUUUCUGAUGUUCGAGUUUUCGUGGAUCCAUUAGAUGCUACUCAGGAGUUUACAGAAGGACUCACCGAAUAUGUCACCGUAAUGGCAUGUAUUGUAUUGGACGCGGAGCCCAUUUUCGGAGCAAUUUACCGCCCGUUUUUCAAUGAAACCAUUUUCGGCCUACAAGGUUUUGGAGUAAUAACAUCAGAUGGAGUACGACUAAAUCCAAUUGAAGACUCAAAAACCGCCAAAAAAGUGGUCGUAUCGAGAAGUCAUGCGGGAAAAGUGAAGGAAAUUGUAGAAAAAGUGUAUGGAGACAAAAUGAACAUUGAGCCGGCAGGUGGCAGUGGUUAUAAGACGCUUCGACUUGUUAAUGGAACUGCUGAACUCUACCUUCACACAACUGCAAUCAAAAAAUGGGAUACCUGUGCGGGAGACGCAAUUCUACGAACAAUGGGCGGAGCUAUGUUGGAUUUAGAGGGACAACCUCUGAGAUACUCCUCUGCUGACCCACUUCUGAACAAAAAAGGACUCCUCGCAACCGUCCGAAAUCCUUAUUCAUAUUUGAACAAGUUCCAAGGAAUUCAGAUUUUAUAAUUUUAAUUUUUUAGUUUUUUUCCUAUUUUUUUUUUGCAUUUUACCAUUUUAAAACGGGUUUUUUCCUUUGACAUUUUGUAUGUAAAUAAAUGAUUUUUUUUU
Molecule: messenger RNA, 1210 nt
Organism: Caenorhabditis elegans
Lineage: Eukaryota; Metazoa; Nematoda; Chromadorea; Rhabditida; Rhabditidae
Gene: gpap-1
Product: Putative inositol monophosphatase 3
Exons: 9
Coding region: 89-1108 (339 amino acids)
Biological process (GO): phosphatidylinositol dephosphorylation
Cellular component (GO): membrane; Golgi apparatus
Molecular function (GO): inositol monophosphate phosphatase activity
Source: RefSeq, marked reviewed